This is a messenger RNA of Phaeodactylum tricornutum CCAP 1055/1, 2278 nucleotides long. RefSeq lists its product with no specific name. The record is from RefSeq and is a predicted model, not a curated record. Lineage: Eukaryota; Bacillariophyta; Bacillariophyceae; Surirellales; Neidiaceae. The transcript has a single exon. The coding region runs from base 200 to 2089 and encodes 629 amino acids. Gene Ontology annotation, molecular function: actin filament binding. Gene Ontology annotation, biological process: actin filament bundle assembly. Gene Ontology annotation, cellular component: cytoplasm.
CGCCGCCCCACAGUCGCGAUAUCUACCAACAAGAGAUUCGCUCGUCCCCCAAUCAGCGCUCCAGUCGUGGUGGUGAUUUUGCGGAUCCAUCAUCAUUACAGUGUAGGCCAAAACGGUCCAGAAUAUUAUAUUUUACACUUUGGUGGAAUCCACACCUUAUCCCCAGAAUCUUUGGUACCCGCAUCGUAACAACGAGACCAUGAUGUCGUUGACGACUCAUCUUACGACGAGCUGUUCCUCCUUUACCUUUGAGAACGAUGCGGACGCCUUGUUCGCGAACACUACCGGAACACUGUUCACCGUGGGGAUCGCGUGGUGCGCAAUUGCGGCAACGUACGUCACAAUCAUUGUAAGGAUCUUACGGAGUGAUCGUCUUUCGUCCUGGAGGGAACUGUGGAAGGUCCCGGCUUCGUUGCCGCUGUGUAUCGCGUCCUUUUCCCACGCCGCGUGUCCCCGACGCCGAUCGCGUUGGUUCAAGUGCACCCAACGGGGUCGAUCCUCAUUGUCCGGGAUGGCACUCUGUGAAAUGAGCUGUCCACUCCAACGUGCCGCCGCCUUUUACAAACUGCAUCUGCCCCCACCGUUGCCCUGGACGUGUCGGCGUAGAGCGAAUCGAUUGCGUCAAGAACAAGAGCAACAAGCAGCAAUAGCAAAGGUACUCCCAGAGCCGUCUCCCUCGGACCAGGAUUCCUCCGUUUCCAGUAGGGAGUCUUUGGUGUCCCACACCUCAGUAGAAUGCGCGCAAGCCGAAACCUCUACGACAACCCUUACUACAACAACAAGUACAAUAACUACAAGCUCCUCCACGUCCCACACAACUCCAUCCCCGCGUACGUCCCACCGCCCGCCUUCACGAACCCGCAUUCCCGUGAGCUCGCUUUUGGACAUGGCGCGCAUGCAACAGUGGCAGACCAUUGUGGCGGCGGCUCCCCUCCACCGCCGUGACGCGAAACAACGCGACGCUGACGGCCUCUACCCACUCCAUUGGGCCUGUUCGGGUGGACCCACCUUGUCAGUCGUACAAACCUUGCUCGAUGCCUACCCCUCCGCCGCACGCAAACGAGAUACCGAAGGAUCCACACCCUUGCACUUUGCCUCGUGUUAUUCAGCAUCCACCGCCAUCCACCAAACACUCCUUGGUGUGUACCCCCAAGCCGCCUCACUCCCGGAUCGCUACGGACGUCUCCCUCUCUACCACGCUGUCGAGCACAAUGCCGGUAAGGCCGUCUUGGAAGCUCUCGUGCACGUCGACGCCGCUAGUGUUACCCAGCCCUGUCUACCACCCCAUCCCUUACACCCGGUGCCACUCGUGAACGGCAACCGUGUGUGGGCCACACGCACACCACUCUUUGUGGCUUGGGCCAACCUGGACCGACCCGCCAAGCUUUCCUUUCGCGGCAAGCGCUGGGACAAGGCACAGUAUCUUCUACGCACGGCCUACCAACAUCACGGACACCCUGGUACCGGUACCGGGUACAAUUUCAUACGAGCCGUCAUUGCUAUGGAUUUGUACCUCCCUGAACCUAUUCUGGACAUGGCCAUCCAGGCGCGUCCGGAACUUCUCCGGGAACGGGACGAGACUGGUUCCUACGUUUUGCAUCAGGCCGCCGCGACGCUGACGCAUUCCCCGCAACGUGCCCGUGAUGUCUUGCACUCCGUGUUGGACGCUUUUCCCGCCGCCGCACGCGUCCGGGACAACUACGGCCGAUCGCCAUUGGCCAUCGCCUUGGCGUCCGGGAAAGUCUGGAAGGACAGUGCCGUGCAAGCGCUCUGGCAGGCUGCACCGGAAGCCCUCGCGUGGCGCGAUGGGAAGACCGGGUUGCCGCCAGUGCUCGUGGCCGCCACGGCAAUGGCGCCCCUCUGGACCGGAACGGAGGAGUCGUCUUUUGCUGCGCUGGGAAACGAUCCGUGUGGCUUGCUGACGGGCAAACAACAGGAAUUAUUGCGGCGUCGGUCGUUGUCGAGUGCGGAAACGAAUCGAGCGAAGCACCAGUACGGAACAGGCGAUCCCGACGUGGACGCACUCGAAACUGUCUAUUCUCUCUUGCAAGCCGACCCCAGCGUCCUCGUCACGGCGACUCGAAGAUGAAAUGGCGUUGCCGUUUUUCUCCUUUUGUCAUUUACCUUUUUUCUUUUUCUCCACACUUUUUAUACUCCAUAGUAUACACACGCGCACGGUCAUUCUUGGCAACGGACUUUUCAUAGCCCCCAAAUUGAAACAGUUGGCGCUCUGGUUAAUGGCAUUGCCAGUAGCAGUAAAAACGGACUCUACUACCGC